Messenger RNA from Camelus dromedarius (Arabian camel), 469 nucleotides. Its product is annotated as histone H3.1. The record is from RefSeq and is a predicted model, not a curated record. NCBI's taxonomy places the organism in Eukaryota, Metazoa, Chordata, Mammalia, Artiodactyla, Camelidae. The coding region runs from base 4 to 414 and encodes 136 amino acids. Gene Ontology annotation, molecular function: structural constituent of chromatin; DNA binding; protein heterodimerization activity. The transcript has a single exon. Gene Ontology annotation, cellular component: nucleosome.
GUUAUGGCUCGUACCAAGCAGACGGCCCGCAAGUCCACCGGCGGCAAAGCGCCGCGCAAGCAGCUGGCCACCAAGGCGGCCCGCAAGAGCGCGCCGGCCACGGGCGGCGUGAAGAAGCCGCACCGCUACCGGCCCGGCACGGUGGCCCUGCGCGAGAUCCGCCGCUACCAGAAGUCCACGGAGCUGCUGAUCCGCAAGCUGCCGUUCCAGCGGCUGGUGCGCGAGAUCGCGCAGGACUUCAAGACCGACCUGCGCUUCCAGAGCUCGGCCGUGAUGGCGCUGCAGGAGGCGUGCGAGGCCUACCUGGUGGGGCUCUUCGAGGACACCAACCUGUGCGCCAUCCACGCCAAGCGCGUCACAAUCAUGCCCAAGGACAUUCAGCUCGCGCGCCGCAUCCGCGGGGAGAGGGCGUAAACCGUUAAAACCGAGUGCCACCGUUAAACCCAAAGGCUCUUUUCAGAGCCACCUA